Messenger RNA from Penicillium manginii, 234 nucleotides. RefSeq lists its product as uncharacterized. The record is from RefSeq and is a predicted model, not a curated record. Lineage: Eukaryota; Fungi; Ascomycota; Eurotiomycetes; Eurotiales; Aspergillaceae. The transcript has a single exon. The coding region runs from base 1 to 234 and encodes 77 amino acids.
AUGUACCAAAAGAACUUCCCGAAUUCGCAGCCUCGGAUCAUACACGCCCAUACGGACCAUAUUGAGAAGCAAGUUGGGACAAAGGCUUAUUUCAAGAAUCAUGCCGGCAAAUCUGUUCAACAUCAUCUCCUCGCCGCUGCCAACCCCGGGAAUAAACUGAUCCAACACUACUCUCUCACCAAGCCCAACACCGUUUCUGCAUUUGAAGAUGUGUCUGACCUAGGACUCAAGUAA